Molecule: messenger RNA, 1594 nt
Organism: Anopheles aquasalis
Lineage: Eukaryota; Metazoa; Arthropoda; Insecta; Diptera; Culicidae
Gene: TyrRS-m
Product: Tyrosine--tRNA ligase, mitochondrial
Biological process (GO): tyrosyl-tRNA aminoacylation
Cellular component (GO): mitochondrion; cytosol
Molecular function (GO): RNA binding; tyrosine-tRNA ligase activity; ATP binding
Source: RefSeq, a predicted model, not a curated record
UAGAUUUCACCAACUCGCCAGCCGGUUACAUCAAAUAUCGAGGGAAACGCGCCUUUAUAUUAGGUAUUAUCCUUCUGCUAUUUGCACUACGGAUAGCAAUUGCGGGUUGAGUGUUAAUAUGCUCACCUGCAGCAAGAUGCUAGUGAUCCGAUCGAAUGUGGCGCCCGCUACGGUCUUUCGCUCCUGGUGUCGCUACUAUUCAGAGCGUAAUCUCUUAAAACUGAAAGAUCGUGGCUUUAUACAGGACGUGUUCCCAGCAGAAACGGCGAACAAGGCCUCCACGAUGCUUGGUUCGUCAUCACAAACGGUUUAUGCUGGUUUCGAUCCAACGGCCAACAGCUUGCAUGUCGGCAAUUUGCUUGUACUGGUCGGUUUGCUGCAUGCGCAGCGGUCUGGUCAUCAACCCAUAGCGCUAGUUGGGGGAGCGACCGGUUUGAUCGGGGAUCCGUCCGGCCGCAAGACGGAGCGUAAACAGCUGGAAACCGAAACCGUACAUCGUAACGUCGAAAGCCUUAUGGAGCAAAUUACAACCAUCUUCGCUAACCAUGAGCGAUAUUUCUGGGAUACAAAAUUGGCUGCUCUGAAGCCAAUAGUUGUGGUUAACAACGCUGAUUGGUACCAGCAAUAUAGCUUCGUCGACUUCAUGGCCAAUGUGGGGCGCCACUUUCGCAUGGGAGCGAUGCUGUCCCGCUCGUCGGUUCAAACUAGGCUGCAGAGCGAGUCGGGCAUGAGUUUUACCGAGUUUUCCUACCAGCUGUUCCAAGCGUACGAUUGGCUGCACCUGUUGCGACACUACGGGUGUCGCUUUCAGCUCGGUGGAUCCGACCAGAUGGGCAAUAUUAUGUCGGGCCAGGAGCUGAUCAGCCGGAUUGAGCCGAAAGAAGCAGUGUUCGGCUUGACGCUGCCCCUGAUCACCAAUGAGGAGGGUGACAAAUUUGGUAAAUCGGCCGGCAAUGCCGUGUGGCUGUCCAGUGAGCGAACGUCCCCGUACGGGCUAUACCAAUUUUUCGUACGCACACCAGAUACGGAGGUAGAGCGGUUGCUUCGGUUGCUCACCUUCCUACCGCUCCCAACUAUCGAGCAAACGAUGGCCAGGCACCGGCGGACACCGGAACUUUGGGAAGCACAAACCCUGCUGGCAAAUGAGCUGACCCGGCUCGUCCACGGCGAGGAGGGUUUGCAGAAAGCCAAAGCCAUUAGCCAGGCGCUGUACAGCGGUGAUAUUUCAACCUUCGAACACAUGGACGUGGUGGAUAUCUCGCAGUGUUUCGAUGGAGCGCCCCUGUGCAAGGUGCUACCGGAACCGGGGAUGACAGUGCUGGACAUUGCGAUGCGAGCCAAAUGUUUCCCAACGGAAAAGGAUGCUAUUCGUAUCAUUAGUGCCGGAGGCUUUAGCAUCAACUUUAAGAAGGUUAAAAAUGUAGCAGAAGUGUUGGUACCGUCCGUUCAUAUGAUUUCAAACAAAGUUUCCCUUCUUCGGGUAGGCAAACGAAACUAUUACAUCGUUCAAUGGUUCAUGUAACGUUGGAUGCACUAGUAUGAAUUGAGUAAAAUCUGUUGAAUAGACAAAAAGAAGUCCCUGCCUUACUUCCAA